AUGAUUUUUGUCCUGCUCUUCACCAUGCUGUUCAGCACCUGCCUAGCUGCCCGUAAGAAGUUAACCCUCACCCCUUACCGCUGACAUGAUACUCAUUGAGAUCAAAUAUGAAAUGUUGCCUAUUUGUACAUGAAUCUCUUCUUGAGCUCAUUUUCUCUGACUUAAUACAACAACUGUUUCUUAACCUCUACAGCCACUUCGAUAAGCCCGUCUUACUCUGUUGCUGUUGGAAUUGGCAGCGGCACAGCAUUCGCCACUGAGGGAAAAGGAAGGAUCACAGCCAUCAGGGUGUGGGAGAUAUCCAGAUCAUUCAUUGGGAGGUUAGUCUCUCUUCUUACUUGUCAAGAUUGAUUUUUUAAGGAACAGCGGGAUUUAAUGAAGGGAAGAGGGUGUUAAACUAGUAAAUCUUGAUUUUCUGUAAACAGGACAGGGUUUUGGUGAUCUGAAUUUUGUCUGUCGUCAAUGGGCUCUAUUUUCUUGCACGCCAGUGGCACUGUGAAGGUUGGCGCACCCCGCGCAGGGCCAGUUCGGUAUUUUCGUAGAUUGAGGUGCACGAGGUCCACUAUGCUGGGCAGAGUGGCACAGUAGGGGGAGGUGUCGACAGAAUCGGCUGGCGCGGUGACAUUUUCGUGCUCGCCGGCGGUAGUAAAAGGGUUGUGCUGUUUUGUUCCCAAACUAAAAAGUCCCUAUGAAGUUUUGGUGAAGCUGGAGACAGCCUUGAGUUUCUGGGUAAAAGGUUCAACUACCUGCACCAUAGUGGUUUUUUUUUUUUCUUUUUUUCCAGUUUCUUACUGCGUCAGAUGUUUCAGAGCUUUCUCUGCUUAGUUUGGCUGGUGCUCACCUUUUGUAUCUCACCUUUUUUGUGCCUUUGCCAACAGUUUGCAGCUGUGCUACGACUACAUUUGUCCUGACAAAUUUGGAAAUUCACCAGGCACUUUACAAGAAAUGGAGUUAUAUGAAGAUGAGACCAUUGUUCAGGUCAGAGAUUUCACUGAUUAUGUAUGAUACACAUCACAUGUUUACAUUUCCAGGACUAAUCAAAAGGUUACUUUUGAUUAGUAAGGCUACUAAGUUAAUCAGCUCAAACUGUUGUCUUUUAGGUCUCUGGUAAACAUAGCAGCUACAUCUAUCAGUUGGUUUUUGUGACAUCACACGGUCGCUUCCUGUCUGCGGGCAACCCUAUGGGGGUAAUAUAUCUUUUCUCUUUUUUGUUACAUCUCUCUAUACUAAUUUAUUUACCUCAUGUUAACCUUUGCUCAUGUUUUACAGCUCUCCUUUAGCUUCUUCCCAAAAGACCCGAGGGCAGGACUCUUAAUGCUGAGCGGCCGCUAUAACAGAUAUGGGAUUACCUCAGUGGCAGCGCACUGGGGAGAGGUUGUAUCGAAUAUCAACACAGACGGACGUUAG
Messenger RNA from Xyrichtys novacula (pearly razorfish), 1407 nucleotides. The record is from the annotation of a GenBank genome assembly. Lineage: Eukaryota; Metazoa; Chordata; Actinopteri; Labriformes; Labridae.